AUGGAGGUCUCCCGGAGGAAGGCACCGCCGCGCUCCCCGCGCCCCGCCGCGCCGCUGCCCCUGCUCGCCUAUCUGCUGGCGCUGGCAGCGCCCGGCCGGGGCGCGGACGAGACCGUGUGGCGGUCGGAGCAAGCCAUCGGAGCCAUCGCGGCGAGCCGGGAGAACGGCGUGUUCGUGGCGAGCGGCAGCUGCCUGGACCAGCUGGACUACAGCCUGGAGCACAGGCUCUCGCGCCUGUACCGGGACCAGGAGGGCAACUGCACGGAGCCGGUCUCGCUGGCGCCCCCCGCGCGGCCCCGGCCGGGGAGCAGCUUCAGCAAGCUGCUGCUGCCCUACCGCGAGGGGGCGGCCGGCCUCGAGGGGCUGCUGCUCACCGGCUGGACCUUCGACCGGGGCGCCUGCGAGGUGCGGCCCCUGGGCAACCUGAGCCGCAGUUACCUGCUCAACGGCACCGAGGUGGUGUCGUGUCACCCGCAGGGCUCGACGGCCGGCGUGGUGUACCGCGCGGGCGACAAGAACCUCUGGUACCUGGCCGUGGCUGCUACUUAUGUGCUGCCGGAGCCCGAGACGGCCAGCCGCUGCAGCCCCGCGGCAUCCGACCGCAGCACGGCCAUCGCGCUCAAGAACACGGAGAAGCGCAACCUGCCCACGGGGGAGCUGGGUCGCCUCAACCUGCGCGAGGGCGCGGGCAGCCUGCACUUCGUGGACGCCUUUCUCUGGAACGGCAGCAUCUACUUCCCCUACUACCCUUACAACUAUACGAACGGCGCCGCCACCCGCUGGCCCAGCAUGGCGCGCAUCGCGCAGAGCGUCGAGGUGCAGUUCCGGGGCCAGGUGUCCCUCGACUGCGGCCACGGCCACCCCGACGGCCGCCGCCUGCUCCUCUCGUCCAGCCUGGUGGAGGCCCUGGACGUCUGGGCGGGCGUGUUCAGCGCGGCCACGGGAGAGGGCCAGGAGAGGCGCUCCCCCGCCACCACGGCGCUCUGCCUCUUCAGGAUGAGUGAGAUCCAGGCGCGCGCCAAGAACUGCAGCCCGGACUUCGAUUUGACCGAGGAGAACUGCAACCAAAGGGAUCAACCUGAAAGAGUACAACCCAUUGCGUCAUCUACCUUGAUCCAUUCCGACCUGACAUCCGUUUAUGGCACCGUGGUAAUGAACAGGACUGUUUUAUUCUUGGGGACUGGAGAUGGCCAGUUACUUAAGGUUAUUCUUAGUGAGAACUUGACUUCAAAUUGCCCAGAGGUUAUCUAUGAAAUUAAAGAAGAAACACCUGUUUUCUACAAACUUGUUCCUGAUCCUGUAAAGAAUAUCUACAUCUAUGUAACAGCUGGGAAAGAGGUGAGGAGAGUUCGCGUUGCAAACUGUGAUAAACGUAAAUCCUGCUCGGAGUGUUUAGCAGCGGCAGACCCUCACUGUGGCUGGUGCCAUUCGCUACAAAGGUGCACUUUUCAAGGAGAUUGUGUACAUUCAGAGAAAUUAGAAAACUGGCUGGAUAUUUCAUCUGGAGCUAAAAAGUGCCCUAAAAUUCAGAUAAUUCGAAGCAGUGUAGAUAAGACGACAGUGACGAUGGUGGGAAGCUUCUCCCCAAGACCCUUGGAGUGCAUGGUGAAGAACGUGGACACCAGCAAGGAGCUCUGCCGGGGUGAAAGUCGGUCAGACCAGACCUGCAUCUGUAGCAUCCCGACCAAACCAACCUACAAAGAUGUUUUAGUUGUCGUGACGUUCUCCUUCGGUUCUUGGAAUUUAUCAGACAGAUUCGACUUUACCAACUGCUCAUCAUUAAGAGAAUGCCCAGUGUGUGUUGGAACUGGCUGUGCAUGGUGUAAGAGCAGAAGAAAGUGCAUCCACCCCUUCACAACUUGUCACCCUUCUGAUUACGAGAGAAACCAGGAACAAUGUCAAGUUGCUGUUGAGAAAUCAUCCAGAACACCAGGAGGAGGAAGAUUCACGGAGAAUAAGAGUAAAAGAACCAACCAGGGUUUACAGGUCUUCUACAUUAAGUCCAUUGAGCCACAGAAAGUAUCGACCUUAGGGAAAAGUAACGUGAUAGUUACAGGAGCAAACUUUACCCGGGCAUCGAACAUCACAAUGAUCCUGAAAGGAACCAGUACUUGUAAUGAGGAUGUGAUACAGGUUAGCCAUGUGCUAAAUGACACCCAUAUGAAAUUCUCUCUUCCAUCAAGCCGAAAAGAGAUGAAGGAUGUGUGUAUCCAGUUCGAUGGUGGGACCUGCUCUUCUGUGGGACCCUUGUCCUACAUUGCUCUCCCACAUUGUUCCCUUAUAUUUCCUGCUACCACCUGGAUCAGUGGUGGUCAAAAUAUAACCAUAAUGGGUAGAAAUUUUGAUGUAAUCGACAACUUAAUCAUUUCACCUGACUUGAAAGAAAACAGAAAUGUCCCUGAAUAUUGCAUGGAGACUUACUGCCGGUUUUUAGCCCCCAAUCUAAAGAGUUCAAAAGUGCGUACGAAUGUCACUGUGAAGCUGAGAGUACAAGAUACCUACUUGGAUUGUGGCACCUUGCGGUAUCUUGAGGACCCCAGAUUUACAGGGUAUCGGGUAGAAUCUGAAGUAGACACUGAAUUGGAAGUAAAGAUUCAAAAAGAAAAUGAUAACUUCAACAUUUCCAAGAAAGACAUUGAAAUUACUCUCUUCCACGGGGAGGAUAAGCAAUUACAUUGCAGUUUUGAAAAUAUUACUCGAAACCAAGAUCUUACCACCAUUCUUUGCAAAAUUAAAGGCAUCACUGCUGCAAACAGUAUCGCUUCCUCUUCCAACAAAGUUCAUGUCAAACUGGGAAACUUGGAGCUUGAUGUCGAGCAGGAAUCAGUUCCUUCCACUUGGUAUUUUCUGAUCGUGCUUCCUGUCUUGCUAGCAAUUGUCAUUGUUGCGGCCGUGGGGGUGACCAGGCACAAAUCAAAGGAGCUAAGCCGCAAACAGAGUCAACAGCUGGAGCUCCUGGAAAGCGAGCUCCGGAAGGAGAUCCGUGAUGGCUUUGCUGAGCUGCAGAUGGAUAAAUUGGAUGUGGUUGAUAGUUUUGGAACUGUUCCCUUCCUUGACUACAAACAUUUUGCUCUGAGAACUUUCUUCCCUGAGUCAGGUGGCUUCACACACAUCUUCACCGAAGAUAUGCAUAACCGAGAUGCCAAUGACAAGAAUGAAAGCCUUACAGCUUUGGAUGCCCUAAUCUGCAAUAAAAGUUUCCUCGUAACUGUUAUCCACACCCUUGAAAAGCAGAAGAACUUUUCAGUGAAGGACAGGUGUUUGUUUGCAUCUUUCUUAACCAUCGCACUGCAAACCAAGCUGGUCUACCUGACCAGCGUCCUGGAGGUGCUGACCAGGGACUUGAUGGAACAGUCCAGUAAUAUGCAGCCUAAACUCAUGUUAAGGCGCACGGAGUCCGUGGUGGAAAAACUCCUCACAAACUGGAUGUCCGUCUGCCUUUCUGGUUUUCUUCGGGAGACUGUGGGAGAACCGUUCUAUUUGCUGGUGACAACUUUGAACCAGAAAAUAAACAAGGGUCCCGUAGAUGUAAUCACUUGCAAAGCCCUGUACACCCUUAACGAAGACUGGCUGCUGUGGCAGGUUCCGGAAUUCAGUACUGUGGCAUUAAACGUCGUCUUUGAAAAAAUCCCAGAAAACGAGAGUGCAGAUGUCUGUCGGAAUAUUUCAGUCAAUGUUCUUGAUUGUGAUACCAUAGGCCAAGCCAAAGAAAAGAUUUUCCAAGCAUUCUUAAGCAAAAAUGGCUCCCCGUAUGGACUUCAGCUCAAUGAAAUUGGUCUCGAGCUUCAAGUGGGCACACGACAAAAAGAACUUCUGGAUAUUGACAGUUCCUCUGUGAUUCUUGAAGAUGGAAUAACCAAGCUAAAUACCAUUGGCCACUAUGAGAUAUCAAAUGAAUCCACUAUAAAAGUCUUUAAGAAGAUAGCAAAUUUUACUUCAGAUGUGGAAUAUUCGGACGACCACUGCCAUUUGAUUUUACCAGAUUCGGAAGCAUUCCAAGAUGUGCAAGGAAAGAGACAUCGAGGGAAGCACAAGUUCAAAGUAAAAGAAAUGUAUUUGACAAAGCUGCUGUCGACCAAGGUGGCAAUUCACUCUGUGCUUGAAAAACUUUUUAGAAGCAUUUGGAGUUUACCCAACAGCAAAGCUCCAUUUGCUAUAAAAUACUUUUUUGACUUUUUGGAUGCCCAGGCUGAAAACAAAAAAAUCACAGAUCCUGAUGUCGUACAUAUUUGGAAAACAAACAGCCUUCCUCUUCGCUUCUGGGUAAACAUCCUGAAGAACCCUCAGUUUGUCUUUGACAUUAAGAAGACGCCACACAUAGAUGGCUGUUUGUCAGUGAUUGCCCAGGCAUUCAUGGAUGCAUUUUCUCUCACAGAGCAGCAACUAGGGAAGGAAGCACCAACUAAUAAACUUCUCUAUGCCAAGGAUAUCCCAACCUACAAAGAGGAAGUAAAAUCUUAUUACAAAGCUAUCAGGGAUUUGCCUCCAUUGUCGUCUUCAGAAAUGGAAGAAUUCUUAACUCAGGAAUCUAAGAAACAUGAAAAUGAAUUUAAUGAAGAAGUGGCCUUGACGGAAAUCUACAAAUACAUCGUAAAAUAUUUUGAUGAGAUCCUAAAUAAACUAGAAAGAGAACGAGGUCUGGAAGAAGCUCAAAAACAACUCUUGCAUGUAAAAGUCUUAUUUGAUGAAAAGAAGAAAUGCAAGUGGAUGUAA
Molecule: messenger RNA, 4713 nt
Organism: Cynocephalus volans (Philippine flying lemur)
Lineage: Eukaryota; Metazoa; Chordata; Mammalia; Dermoptera; Cynocephalidae
Gene: PLXNC1
Product: plexin C1
Exons: 31
Coding region: 1-4713 (1570 amino acids)
Biological process (GO): positive regulation of axonogenesis; semaphorin-plexin signaling pathway involved in axon guidance; negative regulation of cell adhesion
Cellular component (GO): semaphorin receptor complex; plasma membrane
Molecular function (GO): semaphorin receptor activity; protein binding
Source: RefSeq, a predicted model, not a curated record